AUGAGCCGCCAUUUCUUAUAUUACUGCAGUGAGCCCACUCUGGAUGUGAAGAUUGCCUUUUGUCAGGGAUUUGGGAAGCAAGUGGAUGUGUCAUAUAUUGCCAAAUACUACAACAUGAGUAAAAGCAAAGUUGACAACCAGUUCUACAGUGUGGAAGUAGGUGACUCGACCUUCACAGUUCUCAAACGCUACCAGAACUUAAAACCAAUCGGCUCUGGAGCUCAGGGAAUAGUUUGCGCUGCAUAUGAUGCUGUACUGGACAGAAAUGUGGCUAUCAAGAAGCUCAGCAGGCCAUUUCAAAAUCAGACACAUGCUAAGCGGGCAUAUAGGGAGCUAGUUCUUAUGAAGUGUGUGAAUCACAAAAAUAUUAUCAGUUUAUUAAAUGUCUUUACACCACAGAAAUCUCUGGAGGAGUUCCAGGAUGUUUAUUUAGUAAUGGAGUUGAUGGAUGCCAAUUUGUGUCAGGUGAUUCAAAUGGAGUUAGAUCAUGAGCGAAUGUCUUACCUGCUCUAUCAAAUGCUGUGUGGUAUCAAGCACCUUCACUCUGCAGGAAUCAUUCACAGGGAUUUAAAACCAAGUAAUAUUGUAGUAAAAUCAGACUGUACGUUGAAGAUCCUGGAUUUUGGACUGGCCAGGACUGCAGGCACUAGCUUCAUGAUGACACCCUACGUGGUCACACGUUAUUACAGAGCACCAGAAGUCAUCCUGGGAAUGGGCUACAAGGAGAAUGUUGACAUGUGGUCAGUAGGGUGCAUCAUGGGAGAAAUGAUUAAAGGUGCUGUGUUGUUUCCUGGCACUGAUCAUAUUGACCAGUGGAAUAAGGUAAUUGAACAGCUGGGAACUCCCUGCCCAGAAUUCAUGAAGAAACUGCAGCCCACAGUGCGGAACUACGUGGAAAACCGGCCUAAAUACGCUGGCCUAACUUUCCCUAAACUUUUCCCAGACUCUCUUUUUCCAGCUGAUUCAGAACACAACAAACUCAAAGCUAGCCAAGCUAGGGACCUUUUAUCAAAGAUGCUAGUGAUUGACCCAGCCAAACGGAUAUCAGUGGAUGAAGCCUUACAGCAUCCGUACAUCAAUGUCUGGUAUGACCCAGCAGAGGUGGAGGCGCCACCUCCACAGAUCUAUGACAAGCAGUUGGAUGAAAGAGAACACACAAUUGAAGAGUGGAAAGAAUUAAUCUACAAGGAAGUAAUGAAUUCCGAAGAAAAGACUAAAAAUGGUGUAGUGAAAGGACAACCUUCUCCCUCAGGUGCAGCAGUGAACAGCAGCGAAAGCCUCCCUCCCUCCUCAUCUGUCAAUGACAUUUCCUCCAUGUCCACAGACCAGACCCUGGCAUCGGACACUGACAGCAGUUUGGAAGCUUCUGCAGGACCCCUUGGUUGUUGCAGGUGA
Molecule: messenger RNA, 1395 nt
Organism: Protobothrops mucrosquamatus (brown spotted pit viper)
Lineage: Eukaryota; Metazoa; Chordata; Lepidosauria; Squamata; Viperidae
Gene: MAPK10
Product: mitogen-activated protein kinase 10
Exons: 12
Coding region: 1-1395 (464 amino acids)
Biological process (GO): protein phosphorylation; JNK cascade
Cellular component (GO): nucleus; cytoplasm
Molecular function (GO): JUN kinase activity; ATP binding
Source: RefSeq, a predicted model, not a curated record